CAAUACCUAAUAAAGGGUAAUAAGGGAACUACCACAAAUAUAAAUUAAAGAAUGGACAUUUGUGAUAUUUGUGAAGGUGGGUGUUUCGUCUCAAAGACUUCAAUUCAUAUAAAUAGUCGUAUAUAUUCAAAACUUGAUAUUUCAAUUCAGGACUUAAUUAGCUUGGAUAAAUUCAGAAUGGAUUCAGAUGAAGGCGAUGAUGUAGUGAUGUUAAUGGAACAUGACCAACUGUUAAAGCUUACUACACUUUUGUUGCACCAAGAAGAGCCGCUCAUGGAAGCAAUAAAGUCAGAGCCAGAGCGUAUCAAAUAUCUGAAAGAAUGCAACGCGGCUCAUGACAAAGUAGUAAGCCUGCUUGAAGAUGGUGAAAAUGCCAGUAAGAAGUUCGACGGGGACGAGAAGAUGACCGAGAUUAUCAAAGAAAUACAGGAAUAUAUCAAGUAUGGAGUGAACUUCAGCUUGCAGAGCAUCAGGAACUGCAGUUUGCGAGUGAGUUGUAUUGAUAAAAUCAAGACUCAUUUUGAUUCCCUGGUCACUGAAAUUGAAGACCUUGAUCCUGAAACGGCUGAAGGAAUAUCUAAGCUUCGUCUUUUGGCUAAGGAAACGUCUUUGUACAAGCAAUGCAUGAAGGAGUACGCAAAAAAGUGUCAAGGUAGUACGGCUCGAGCUUUGUCUAAGGCUUGGUCCAUGGUGAUUAAGCAAGAAGGCAUCAAAUUUAAUGAGCUUGUAGAAAGGACAAAAAACAAGAUGGGUUUUGAGGGUGAGUUUGAGAGCCUAGAAGAUGCACAAAAGCUCCAGGUGUAUAAUAGCAUCAUUGAGGAAUCAGGGAGAUCAGCAAUGCCGAAAUUAGAAAUUUUAAAAGGAGGAGUAGGAAUCGCGGUGUUGGUGGUAAGUGCUGGGUUGAUGGUAUGGGAUAUAUUUACAGCAGAACACAAGGUUGAGGCUUUGUUGAACAGCUCCUUAACGGCAUUUAAGGAUAUUGGUGCGUUUGCGGUUCAAAUGGCUGUGGAUGGGGCAGUGAUGGAGGCGUUGGCAGAUGCGGAAUUAGGAGUGUUAUAUGUUUCUAUGGCUGCUUUUGUUGCGGGCACAGUGGUAGGCCUUGUGUUUUCUGCUGUUGCUGGUGCAGUUAUUGACCUCAUUUUGGGGUCAGGGGGUAAGACUGUACCAUCAUCUGUGGAUAAUCUCAAGUACCAUACUGCCAAAAUGCCCGAUGGCAUGGCUCUCGCCUUUCAAAUUGCUCAUGAUGGUUACUAAUUCGUCAUUCAGACUUCUAUUAUUAUACGAAGUAUUAUGUUAUGUACUGCUUUUCAAUUCUACAAAAUUAUGUUGCAUUCCUUUUUACUCUCGUAUUAAUCAAUGAAUUGACUUUGCACUCCGUAUCAAAAUCAAUAAAUUGCUUGUAUGUUGUAUUCCUAUUCAGUAAAUGAAUUAAUAAAGAAUUCUACAAUUAUGCUAUUAA
Molecule: messenger RNA, 1459 nt
Organism: Spinacia oleracea (spinach)
Lineage: Eukaryota; Viridiplantae; Streptophyta; Magnoliopsida; Caryophyllales; Amaranthaceae
Exons: 4
Coding region: 52-1254 (400 amino acids)
Source: RefSeq, a predicted model, not a curated record